UUGUGGUAAAAGCCUUGCACCCGUUUGCCACAGCAGAUGGUGGAGCCGCAGCCCGAUGACAUCACACACACUCACGCAGCUCAGACAGAUGUCUACUCCUCCCAUUCCGAAGCCUCGCCGCUGUUACUCGACGGGAAAUCGAAGCUCCACCUCCUCACUGGGAAGUGCUGAUGGAACUCUACAGCCAGCAGUUCAACAGAGUCCAGAUGAAGAUGCUCGCAGUGCACUGAGUCGUAGCCUCACCUUGCCAACUCUGGACGGCGUCACUGGCGUGAUCGCCACCAACAUCCCGUCACUGGCAGGAGUCGCUGCUUCCAUCGGAGGCUCCGCCCCCUGGAACCCCUCCACACCCUCUGCUCCCCCCUCCUUAGACAGCAUAGCUAAUAGCAUUACCACCCACAUACCUGACUUAGCAGAAGCUGCUAGCACUGAGGCUAACCUUGCAUCAUUCAAUCCAAUGCCACCUGGUGCUAACGCAGAUACUGCUGUGUUAAACCCCGCCCCCUCCACUACACCUGCACCUGCUCCUAGCUUGGACAGCAUUUUUAACUCACUGGCUAACAUUCCCAGCUUUGCGGGGUUUGUUAGCGGUGUGGGUAACCCUGCUGAGAGCUUCUCUCCAUCAGCCCCACCCCUCCCAAAUGCUAAACCCCACCCACCCUCGCUGACGGGAAGUGGAGCUGGAGAUGCUCGCAUAGGUGCAAUGUCAGAUGUUGGAGCGCUGUCACAGCUGGUGACAUCAGCUUUAGACCCCACCGCUGGAGUCACGCUGCCACCUGUAGAGGGUGCUGCAGGGUUAACAGGUGAAGUUUUAUCUCCAGGUCCUCAUAGCACCAGAGCAGAAAACCCGUCGGACACCGCGUUGGCCUGCUGGACGACCCAAGAGGAAGCUGAAUCUGAGUCAUCCAAUGAGGAGGAAGAAUCAGGUGUUUGCCCCUCUCCUUCUACAGCUGAAGCAGAUCCUCGUUCUGCCCCGACGACCAACAAUGACAAAAUCUCGACUAAUACUUCCUUUCGUUUGAUACCUACUCGGCCGGCCCCGCCCCCUCCCAACACAGCGGGCCGAUCAGGAAAAUCUGUCAGACAAAAGACACCGAGGGCGGCCACCAUCCGAGUCUCAAGGAAGAAGGGCGCUGGCGGGAAACCUGCUCCUCAGAGCCCCGUCGUCCGGGCAAGCUGGCUGGAUGUCUGGAAGGGCUUCAGACAUAAUGUAUUAUGGGCGACGCUGGACGGACAGCUGAUGUCUCUGUGGAAGAAACGCACAGACCGGUUCAGUGAGGUGUUGUUUCAUGUCUCCAGCAUCACCAACGUGAAGAAACUGGACAAAGGCAGAUUCUCUGUUUACUUCAGGAAGAAGCAUUAUGACUUCAUGGCUCAUAGUGAAGAGGUUCAGGACGGUUGGGUCACUUCUCUUCUCGCGACUCGAGGCAAUCCAAGCCCCACCCCCCCAGAACUCCAUGGACAAAUCACCGUUAAGGACCCGCGGAGUCGUGCUUAUGCUGCCCUCUGGGGUCAUGACCUUUGGAUUUACCCUAACAAGGAGGGCUUCCAGCUGGGUGUGGCCUCAUAUUCUGUCCCCCUGAAUGUGGCCUCGGUCAAAUCGACAGGAAAACACUCGUUUAGCCUCAUCACUCCAUACAGGACCUUCAACCUGUCUGUUGAGUCGUCAAAGGAUCUGUCCCUCUGGGUGGACAGGCUGUCUUCAAGUAUCCAGAGCGCUCUGUCCUGCUGUCAGGUGGCGCUGCGUCUCUGGGAAAACCCGUACAACAAGGUGUGCGGGGACUGUGGUGCGGCCAAUCCGGAGUGGGCCUCAGUCAAUCUGCUGCUGGUCAUAUGUCAGCACUGUGCAGGUCACCAUCGAGGCCUGGGCAGCAACCUGUCGAAGGUGCGCAGUCUAAGGAUGGACAAUAAAAUCUGGACCGAACCACUGAUACAGCUGUUCGUUACCUAUGGUAACCAGCUGGCAAAUCAGGUGUGGGCUCCAGUGGUGCCAGCGGCAGAGCAGCUCCGCCCAGAGUGCACAGAUGAGGAGAGGUCAAAGUUCAUAAAGGCUAAAUACAGCGGGGGGCGCUACAGACGAGUACACGCUCUGGCCUCAUUUCCCUCCAUGAUGGAGCAGAGGCUGUAUCAGGUGGUCUGCACUGACGACGUGGAGGAAACGAUGUCUCUGAUCUGCUCCGGAGCAAAGGUGUCUUCAUCAGACCCACAGACCCCCUCCCUCAUCCUGCUGGCAGAGCGAGCCAAUCAGGCUCUGCAGACCGAGCUGCUGCGAGUCAACGAGUACACAGAGGUCCCGCCUCACCAGCCGCUGUCAGGUAGAAGGAGGUUGGACUCCGUUCCCUCAGGUGAGGAGGAGGAGGAGCUUCACGGGAAACUGGAGGAUGAUCGUUUUCUCUUCUCGCUAGAAAACGAAUCAGCAGCCUGCGACGUGCUCGACCUGCGAGAAGUCCUGUCUGUCUUCCUCAAAGAUGGCCCAGCUCAUCAGUUUGAGAUCGUCACACUCACAGAUCAACUGAUCUGUGCAGCUGACAACAGGGAGGGGCUGUCGAACCACCUGGUCCAUAUUCUGAAGGUGAUUCUUCCAGGGGGCGUGUCUUAUGCUGAGGUGGGCGGAGCCUCCGCAGUCAGUAAAGUGUGUAUUGUAGAAGUGGGCAGGGCUUCCAAUCAUCCAGAGGCCUGGCUGCUGCUUUGGGAGGAUGGAGUCAGCAUUCACCCUGUCCACAGAGAAUCCCAUGAGUCUCUCACAAUUGAUCUGGGCAUGCUCAGUCACCACGAAAUGGAUCCAUCUGAAAACAUCGUCACCAUGGCAACUGCAGACAGGAGGGUGUCGUUGCGUUUCGAAGAGCAAUACAGCUGUCAGUCCUGGUUCACCCACCUGCAAAGAGCUCUUGCCAAUCAGAGCCGAGCCAUGCCACGUCCUCCUGCAGCCAAUCAGAGCCCAGCCGUGCCACGUCCUCCUGCAGCCAAUCAGAGCCCAGCCGUGCCACGUCCUCCUGCAGCCAAUCAGAGCCCAGCCGUGCCACGUCCUCCUGCAGCCAAUCAGAGCCCAGCCGUGCCACGUCCUCCUGCAGCCAAUCAGAGCCCAGCCAUGCCCCAUCCUCCUGCGGUCAAUCAGAUCCCAGCCCUACCCCAUCCUUCUGCAGCCAAUCAGAGCUCAGUUUCUCGGUCUCUAUACCCAGUGAUGGAUGUGCGGCUGAGAGGUUCGGUACCGCCGGCCAUCGAGCGCUGCAUCUCCCACAUCACCACCUAUGGUCUGAAGGUGGAGGGCGUGUACCGGCGCUGCGGUCUCGCUUCAAAAGUCAGCCAGUUGGUGGAAGCCUUGAUUAUAUCACCAAACUCCGCCCCCCUGGAGAGUCAUGAGCAGGGCGUGCUGGAUGCUGGCUCCGCCCUCAAACAAUAUGUCCGCCGGCAAGAGAGUCUGAUUCCCAACGGAGCCCAAGGGCAGUGGCUGCAGGCCGCAGGUGUGUCAGACGAAAAACGCAGGUUUAAGGAGUACAGACGGUUACUACGGCAACUUCCUGAUGACAACCGAGCGACCCUGAAUGCUCUGUUUGGACACUUCUACAUGGUUCAGGUGUUCUCUCAGGUGAACAAGAUGUCGGCCCAUAACCUGGCUGUGGUCCUGGUCCCGUCCCUGUUCCAGGCCAUGAACCAGGACUUGAUCACCCUCACUAAAGAGUUCAUCAUCCACCACACCCUGCUCUUCCUCACCCCAGACUCGGCUCAGAGGCAGGAGCAGACCACUGUCUUCUGAUGAAGAUCAGCUGGAGCUUGUUUCUUUUAGCUUACUGUGAAUCUUUUGGGAUGUUGAGGAAACUGUUGUUAUUGAAAUCACUGGCCAAUCACUGUCUACUUCCUGUUUCCUGUCAGUUGAACUACAGCUAUCAGAGAGAAUGAUUACUAUUGGCUCCCCCUGCUGGCUGCUCUCAGCCUUUACGGUGGUUGUUAAAUGAAUGUUAAUGUGAGGCUCUGCAGCUGAGCAGGGUGUACCACUGUGUAUGCUGAGCACUCACUUUAUGAUAGUAUUUUUCUGUGGUUUCAAAUGUUAUCUUUAAAUCUGCAAAUAAUUCAUGAACUGAACAAAAAUCUGAACAUUUAAUAAAAUCUGCCUUUAAUUCUU
Messenger RNA from Oreochromis aureus, 4120 nucleotides. RefSeq lists its product as uncharacterized. The record is from RefSeq and is a predicted model, not a curated record. Gene Ontology annotation, molecular function: GTPase activator activity. Gene Ontology annotation, biological process: signal transduction. The transcript has 27 exons. NCBI's taxonomy places the organism in Eukaryota, Metazoa, Chordata, Actinopteri, Cichliformes, Cichlidae. The coding region runs from base 56 to 3754 and encodes 1232 amino acids.